CUUUUUCCAGUUGGUCUCAUCUUGAGCCUGCUUUUGUUGGAGGACAUAUUGGUUCCUCUCAUGGAUGCUCGAACUUCUGGUUCCGUCUCUGCCGAGAAUCUGCCCGUUUCGGUCCCAAAUGUUGCUAAGGGUUGUUCAUCUCGUGGAUCACCCUCCGAUGCUAACAGUUAUGAUUCAAGGACCACAAAGGACUCGGCGCUUUCGUUUCCGAUAAAGCGUAGCAGCACAACCUUGCAGGACCCGCCGUCUGUAUUUGAAAAAUCUCAGGUUUCUGAGCGGUCAGGGAAAAACGGACCUACAAAGUACGAUUUAACUAGCGCUAAACGCUCUCGUACCGGCUCUUCAACUUCAAGGAAUGAAGACGCUGGUCAGACUUGUAAACCAGACAAUGAAAGCAAGUCGGGCGAUGAUGAAGAUCGUAUUGGCGAGGACAAUGAAAGGUCCUCUUCAAAGGAACCACACCGUUUUCACAAGAGGAAAAGGAAAGACAAGGACCGAAAAAAAAGCACCAAAAAACGAUCGGAGAAAAAAACAGAGGAGGAUAAAAAGAAUCGCAAACGAAAGCACAAAAAAACGCCAAAAUCUGAGACCCUUGUUGCUGCCUACAGCUCUGAUAAUGAAGACUCUUGCCCUCCAAAGCGGUCCUCGCCAGCAACUCUUCCUAGGGCACAUGCGGCUUCUUCCCCCACGGUCCACAGCGAAAGAACUAAGCCCCCGACCUCCACACGAUCACCACCAUUGUCUGCACUUGCAUCCGUGACAAAAGUGACAAAAACCACGGCAAAAUCGACUUGGGACUCCAGUGAUAGCGAUUUCGAGGGGACACUUACUCAUCCGUCUACCGCACCCGCUGCUGCCCCCUCACCAGUUUCCCCCCGUGAAAAUGCCACUGCAAAUGCGGAAGAGGUGCAUGGAGUGCCUCGGCGGCGUUCGCACUCACCGCUUCAUCCUUUUCUUCGUGCUCAUCGAGACGCCGAAGUUACUCCUCCCGCUCAUAUUCUUCCCGUCAACGAAGGUCUUAUUCUAGCUCAACUCCCAGCAGUAGAAGCAGUCGGAGCUCAUCGAGAUCUUAUUCUCGUCGGCGUCGAGGGCGGCGCCGUGGUCACAGGCGACAUGGCCGCCGCCGACAUCGUCAUUCUUCCACUCGUUCAUCUUAUUCUCGAAGUUCGUAUUCUCGUUCUUCUAGUAGAGGACGGGGUAGUAGGCGUAGAAGACGGUAUUCACGAAGUGGUGACUCUUAUAGGCGGAGGUCGUCAUAUCGCUCCUAUUCUUCGCGCAGUCGCCAUGGACGUUACACCUCGUCUGACAGAUCCCAGUCACCUAAUUCGCGGGAUACAUCGCGAACUCCUCCACCAAGUCGGAGCACUGCCAGCCGACGUUCUCCGAGUGUGUCGACUUUCACGCCCCUUAGGAAAUAAAAACAAUCUCAUUCGUGGACAUAAGCCAUCGGAGGCCAUAGCUGCAGCAGCGAGUGCGGCUGUUAGGAAGAUAACAGGGCGGACAGAACCUAGUCCACCUUCAACGCCCCCUACGCUACCUAAAAUCGAGGAAUCACAUACCGAUGAACCGAACAAAAAGGCAGAGGCGGAUGAAGAAGAUAGCUCGAACUAUAUUGGCCCACAAGUGCCGCCAGAUAUGGCUAAAAAACUUGGCUUGAAAGUCAGCUCUUCACCCCCUCCCAAAUUAACCAGCGGCGUCUCAACAUCGACUAACAAUUGGAAAGCUCACGUUGGUGCUAAAAGGAAGUCUGAAAAAGUAGUCAACGAAUCUGUAAAAAAACAGGAAGAUAGCAAAUCGGAGUUCAUGACUCCUCCCGAAAAAGACGAACAGUAUAAAGCGCUGCAAGAACAGGCCAAGGAACACGUCCGCCAGCAAUUACAACAGGCUCAUUUUCAGGCUAGCCAGCAGCAACAACAGCUCGCUGCUGCAGCUGCUGUUGCAUCAGCUGCCGCUGUUCAACCUUCCGUCACUGCUCCGACCACAAUGUUUCACGCAGCAAGCGGUCAACUCUCCUUGGUAGACCAGCUAAGACAAAGACAGCAACUCUAUUUCAUGGCUGGAGCCACGACACAAGCAAUGGUGCUGGAAGGGCUUAUUAGACAACACCAGCAAGCUGAGGCUGCCACGAUUCUUCAACAGCAUCAGCAGCAGCAGGCACUCCAAAUUUUGGCACUGCAACACCAGCAACAACAGACCGCUCUCCUCGCCGUUCAGCAACAGCAGGCUCAGCAGCACCAGGUUCAGUCAGCCCAACAGGCAGCUCUGUUGCUUGCCGCACAACAGCACCAAGCAGCCGCUGUUCCACAAGCUGAUAGCGCCAACGCUGCUGCCAUGGCCGUAGCCCAGCAACAGCAGCAGGCCGUUCUCCAGAGCAUUCUGCAUCAACGACAACAGGCCUUUGCUGCGGCGCAACAACAACAAAUUCAACUAAUCUUGCAAAUGAAGGCCCAACAGCAGGCUGCAGCGUAUGCAGCAGUGGCGGCGGCGGCUGCUGCAAAUUCUACUCCACCUGCAGCGACUUCGGCUGCCAGCAUUGUUGCCACAACGUCUGCAGCUAAUAAAACGACUUCGGCAGGAAACGAUGUUGGCCCUGAGAGCGCUACCUCGCAAUCGCCAACAGUGCUUGCCGCUAUGGCUGCUGCUCAACGGAAUCAGGUUCUACAGCAGGAGCAGUUGCAGAAACAAAUCAGUGCUGCUGCUAUGGUUUCUGCCAACGCAACUGGUGUGGCCCUAACUCAACAACAGCAACAACGUCAGCAAUUGCUUGCCCUGCAAGCUGCGGCUGUUGCGGCUCAGCAGCAGCAGCAACCCGUUGCAGCUCCCCAAUCAGCUACAUCGCCGACAAACCUUACUGCUGUACAGCAACAGAUGGCUGCUGCGGCUCUCUUUCAACAGCAGCAGGUCCAAAACCAGCACCAACAGCAACAGCAAGCAGCUGCUCUUUUUUUGGCUGCACAGCAGUCCCGUGUGCUGCGGCCACCUUAG
Mesocestoides corti is the source of this 2985-nucleotide messenger RNA. The record is from the annotation of a GenBank genome assembly. NCBI's taxonomy places the organism in Eukaryota, Metazoa, Platyhelminthes, Cestoda, Cyclophyllidea, Mesocestoididae.